Messenger RNA from Aspergillus thermomutatus, 255 nucleotides. RefSeq lists its product as uncharacterized. The transcript is spliced from 3 exons. Bases 1 to 255 code for a protein of 84 amino acids. Lineage: Eukaryota; Fungi; Ascomycota; Eurotiomycetes; Eurotiales; Aspergillaceae. The record is from RefSeq and is a predicted model, not a curated record.
AUGGACAAACUCUCCGGUCUCGCCUCCAAGCUUGGCGGAAGCCACUCCGCAUCCGGAAACCAGACUCAGGCACAGCCUCAGGGCCAGCAGGAGGAUUACCUCGAUAAGGGUCUCGACUCGGUUGAACAGCGCUUCGGCGGCGGGAAGAUCGAUUCCGCGAAGAUGCGGUCGACGAAUGAGAAGAUCACUGAUGGUGCGAGGGAGCAGUUCGAGAAGGCUACCGGGCGCAAGGUUCCCGAGAAGUUCUCUAAUUGA